AUGGCUAGAUGGCAGAUCUUCCUCUCUGAAUUUGACAUAGUAUAUGUAAGUCAGAAGGCCAUAAAGGGGAGUGCAAUAGUUGAUUUCCUAGCUAGUAGAGCCUUGGAGGACUAUGAGCCUUUAAACUUCGAUUUUCUGAACGAGGACUUGAUGUAUGUGCAAGCACUGAAGAAAAUCCUCAAAGGGAUCACGAGUGGAGAAUAUGAAGCAUGUAUUAUGGGCAUUCGUGCAGCUAUCGAGCGGAACAUCAAAGUGCUUAGAGUAUAUGGGGAUUCCGCAUUGGUGAUAUACCAACUCAAAGGGGAAUGGGAAACUAGAGACCCUAAGUUAAUCAGUUAUAGAAAGCUGGUCCUCGAGUUGGUUGAUGAGUUUGACGAUAUCACCUUCUGUUAUCUCCCACGAGAGGAAAACCAAAUGGCUGAUACAUUGACUACUCUAGCUUCGAUGAUGCAGGUGAACAGACUUGAAGUAAUUAGGCCUAUUCAGAUAAGUAUCUAUGAAACCCCAGCUCAUUGCUACAAUAUUGAGGAGGAGGGAAAAGACGAUCACCCUUGGCAUCAGAGUAUCCUACAGUAUGUGAAGAAUUGGGAGUACCCUAGUCAAGCAACGGAGAACGACAAGAGAACACUGAGAAGAAUAGCCAUCGAAUAUGUCUUAGAUGGGGAAUUGGACGAAGCCGAAUGGGUCCAAUCUCGAUAUGAUCAGUUGAACCUAAUAGAGGACAAGAGGUUAAGAGCUAUUCACCAUGGGCAAAUGUACCAGAAACGAAUGAUGCGAGCCUAUGAUAAAAAGGUUGACCCCAGGGAAUUUCGUGAAUGA
Molecule: messenger RNA, 819 nt
Organism: Gossypium raimondii (Peruvian cotton)
Lineage: Eukaryota; Viridiplantae; Streptophyta; Magnoliopsida; Malvales; Malvaceae
Exons: 3
Coding region: 1-819 (272 amino acids)
Molecular function (GO): nucleic acid binding; RNA-DNA hybrid ribonuclease activity
Source: RefSeq, a predicted model, not a curated record